UCGAUGGCGAAGUAUCAGCAAGGCUGUUUUUACGCUAAGGUCACCAGGCACGCUACUUCGCGCCCCAUAGAAACACAUGCUUUCGCGAACGUACGAACUUGGGAGGCCUUCGCUCUCCCGUAUGGUUGCUGAAACAGCCGUCCCGUGACCGUAACCGCCGCCAUGACGCAAAGAAACAGUCGCGAGUGACGUCUGCUACGCCUCUGACAGGUGCUCGCGCCACGUGAGUCUCUCGCAGCCAAUAGCAAUGGCGCGUGCAAACAGCGCGAGUGAAGACUCAUCGCCUCGCGUUUCUGCCAGUUUGUACAGCCGGCGAGAGCACCGCUGUGAGGGUCCUGCUUAAUUUUGUCGGCGAAAGCUUUUUUUCCGUCGGCAACAGCGGCACGUUUUAUAGCAGACGGCGUUUCGUAAGCGCUUCCCUUGCUUGCUGUUCUGCCGUGAGCUGCGCUAACUUUGGUGCUCUUUUUUUUUGUUUUGUGAACUCGUUGUUCAGUGCAGCUGGGCUUGACCGCUGACUCUGGGAAGUUUCCCCCGUUUCGUCUUGUAAACACAUUACUCUGGACUUUGGCUUCCACGGGCUAGAACGUCGUUGUUUCGCCCGGCGAAACAACCGUUUACGAUUCUCAGUUCCGGGAGGCUUCUCCUGGCAUUGAUCGGGUUUGCUUCGACAAGCCUUGUGCGGGUCAGGACUUCAUGAGCUACUGAGUAAUACAGAGGAUUCUUUAACGGCGCCUGGAACUUUAUUUCGUUGUGCUCAAGCGCUCAGGCCAAGAGCUGUGUUCUUUCGCACUGGCGUCAUGACGACAGACUGUGCUUCGUCGGCAACAGCUGAACCCUGCCUGGAGGACUGAUCUCAAGGAACGUACCUUACACGGGUAGCAUCUGCAAUGAUCGUCGCACGUCCAAGCAAGGCUGGUGGUAAGUCCGAAGGGCCUCCUGACCGACCAGCUCGCCGGCGCCGAGCAACCGACUCGCCGCCUGGAGACGUAGUCGUCGACGGAAGUCAGAGCAGCACGACGCGGCCGACAUCGCGGCCGACACCGCUGCACCACAAGUGCCCGCCGUCGUGCUCGUCGCCCGCCGACCCGUUCCGCUUCCGCGAGAUGGACAUGCUGACGGAGAUGGGCGUGGCGUACGCGCGCCAGGUGCGAAACGUGCGCCGAGCCGCGCUGGCCGACACCGGUGCCCUGCGCCAGUUCUCGAGUCCCGGCCGCAAGGCCAUCGAGGAGGUGGAGGAGGGCCUGUUCCAAGUGCAGAGGAUGCACAGCCACCUCGUGGCCAGGGCCAACCACUUGGUCUACAGGUUGCAAGAUGUCGUGCUCCAGGAGGAGUCCAACAGACUAAGAAAACAGAUGCACUGGAUCACAACGUUGCCGGCCGAAAAGCAGACUUCACAGGUACGGGAUCGGGAACACGACCUGAUAGUGAGGAUAGUUCGCAUAGUGAACAAGAGGGAUGCCAUCUUGGCCGAGCACCAUGUGGAACAACGCAGGGCUGCAAACGAGCUGCGUCAGAUGGAGAAGGAGUACCAAAGGUGGCGAAGAGCCUUGGGCGAUGAGGACUCCGAGUUCUUGGGCGAGUCGACGGAAACCUACGAUCUUGGCACCCCUUUUCCAGACUGGACACGACCCCCCACUGCGACGGCGGGCAGUACGAAGAAGCCCGCGAGCAAGACGUUCUUGACGUUCCGCAGCUUCAAAAGGCGUGUGGCCAAGACGGUCGGCAAAGUGGCAUCGAAGAAGAAGGGAAAGCGGCCGGCGGUGGCCCAGACGAACACUGAAAUCUGUGUGGCAAAGUUGUGAUGUCCACGCCAGUCUGCAUGCUCAUCAUGUGUCUUUUAAGGACUCAUCUUCGGGGUGCGGCAACGAUGGUGGGCCCGCACCUCCCGAGGCCUGACACUUCCAGCAGUAGUGUGUGCGUGUGUGCGUGCUUGUGUUUCAGGAUGCUGGAAAAUGUCAGGACUGUGCAAAUCCCAGCACUUCAGGCCUUGGAUGAACAAUGGAACGCUUGCAGCCAUGUUGGGUGUCUUCUGUGCUGUGCACUUUUGUCGAUGCAGUUCCUAUGGGUAGAUUAUUUUGUGCAACAGCAGCCCAGGGAAAACGUGUGUUCUGCACUUUCCAAAGCGACUUUCACUCUCUUGAAAACGUUUUCCUCUUGCCGGCAGCUUUUCUACACCCGGGUGCGAAGUGCCAAUCAAAUGUGCCAUCCAGAAAUACCAAAGUCAACAGUGAAAGCAUGUACAGUAUGGCCUGCUGUUGAGAGGAAAAACCACUUAACAUUCUGCAACCAAUUAGUCAACUUCUCUUAAAAGUGCCUGCAGAAUUUUUUUUUUCAUUGCGGAUGCAUGUGUGCUUGACUCAUUGUAUCAGUGACAUUUUGUUGCUAUAUGGUCAACUCUUUCUGUACCCAUGACCAGGAUGGUCCCGGCGAAGAACACCUUGCAGUGGGAAUUGCUGACAAGUAUAUCCAUAAACUUGCUCCUAGUUGAAGUUUUCAACACUAGAUGCCAGCAUUUGUUAAUAUUAAUGGCAUUGUGUGUAGUCUUUCUGCUUAUUACGGAUUGCUUGAUUGCUUGCAUUGGCAACAUGGCUGUCCUGUGCACCCAAUUUUGUGGAAAUUUGGCACUUAUUUUUUGUCAUUUCUUGAGAGAAAAUAUGUGCCUGCUUAGAGCCGGCCAUACGGUACGUGUGCCAAUGUAAAUUUUGUUACAUUCGCUCAUAUGCUGGUGUGGGUGUCUGGCUGAAGGAUGAACAUGCACAAAUGUAUACUUAAAGGGCAACUCCGGCGAUUUUUUUGCUAUGUCAAGGUAAUGGAAUAUUUAGGUUCCUGCUGUCAUGCAUCUGAUCUAGUAGAAUUGUUCCGUAAAUUUGAAAAUAAUUUUAAAUAAGCAAAAAAGUGCAAAACUGAAACCGAAACUUCACCAAGUAACCGAACGAACCUCUUUGUGUGUCAUCACGAGUGUCUCCAGAGGGGAAGGUGCGCAAGGCAUGCCGGUCUCGCCUGCCGGUCGAACGAAAUCGGCGAAGAGCAGCUCAGCUGGUUCGUGACCUCGGAUGACCAUGUGAGCUGCGUCAGCUUUUCGGAUUUGUCAAACGGAGACGGGUACUAUUCUGGCGAAUUGAGUAACCACGAAUCCCCGUUUGCAUCUGACCCGCUGCCACAAGAGCCAGCAGACAUGCGCUGCAUAUCGUGUCGCAACACGAAGGCCAAGGGCAGCACCUAACCACAGAUUUUAUACGUGCUGCUUGCUAUGUUCGGCUUUUUACCCCUUCUCAGGGAAGCACUCUACAUGCCCACUGUAAGACGUGGAGCACGACUUCUCGCAUUUGUAUCCCACAAGAAUGCCGCUGACAGUCCAAAGCACCGACCGGUGCAUUUGUUUACAUUGGCAGUAGAGCAACCCCACUCGUUGCCAGCUUGAGAUAUAAUGCUAGCUGGUCAUCAUUGACAUCAAUUAAUGUCAGAACAUAUAAACACAGGCAGAUUUUCUGCAUGUAAGCAGCGCUGAUAUGAGCCGACCACACAACUUUGAAAACAGCGAGCGGGAGACCGUAGUACUGGAGCGUUGUUAUGCUGCCUACUUAUCAUUCUUCAUAUUUUCUUCAUGCACCCAAUGUGUUCCGUAAUGUAGACACAGAUGAGGACUUCGUGCAUAUGAUCACUCGUUUAUAGAACGUAUAGUUUUCUUGUGGUAACGCCGAUGCCAGUAUUGACGCCGUUUGGCAGCUGAAUGAGGCAGUUGUUUGCGCUGCUGCAUCGAAGGGGCCUAUGCUUGCUGCCCAUUCGCGAUACGAAGCAAGCAGUGCACCUCGAUAUCUAAAUAAUGAGUCUGCAUGACAAUACAUAAAAAUACACCCAUGUUCCUAGUCGCGUAUAAUUUAGGGAGCUGCCGGUAAGUGUGGCUGGCAGCUUUCCGUCAAAAACGGCAAUGUACUGAUGUCAGUACUGCUCCGUGUUGUUGCUUCUCGCUUUUUGUGUGUGCACUGCACAAAAUUUGGAACAGUUUAUUUCAAAUUCAUAUGUUCAACACUGAACUACAGAAGGCGUUUUCUUCAUCCUGAUAGCUUAAUUAGCUUGAGGUCAGUAGCUCAGGUCUGCCAGCAGUAGGCGCAUGAACUACGCGACUGUGACACACUGCCUUAACCUCGGCUGAACGCAAUUGGCAUCGGCUCACACUGUGUGUGUGUGGAUGGCGAGGGCAGAAGUUGGUGCGGCCAACAAUGCAACACCACUUGCCUCCCAUCUCUUGCCCACCCACAAGGAACGCAACUUCACGUGACAACAACUUGUCACGCCAUGCACUAACUCACGAUCGUUGACUUCUCGACAUUCUCGUCGCUCUCUUCUGCAUGAUCCCGGCAUUCUCUGCAUGGAACACUCCUAACAUCACACACAAUGUGGCCUGUAACUGAGGAGGAGGUAAGGUAAGGCUUUCGAGGAAAUUAAUUCAUUUGUAAAAAAUCUGUGUGAUUCUGAAACCUGCUUUUUGAGGACAUGACAGAAGUGUUCAGGGAAACAUACCCAGCAAAUUUCAUUGACAUCUGUUGUCAUCAAAAAAUCGCUGAAGUUGUCCGUUAAACUAGUGUUCCUAAAAUGCCAAAGCAACGGAAGGUUCAUGAAAAGCGAUAGUGAAAGCACGGGUGGACUGCAGGUUAAUUGAGAACAUCAGUGGACCUUUAAACAAGCGCCGAAAUAUAAGUGUGUGUUUUUCCCACCACAGUGGUUAUGUUUUGGUGGGAACAAAGUGCGAGAAUGUUUGCAUAACAUGCUUCGUGCGCAUAUUAAAGAACCCCAGAUAGGAGAGAUCAACCGUUCCAUUAUGGCAUGUCUCAUAACCUGCGUGUUGCCUUGUACUUUAUUGUUGCUCAAUUCAAUGCAGUUUUUCCACUUCACCCCUGUCAAAAUGCUUUUGCAGUGGUUGGGCAUCAAACCAGCAAACUUGCACUUGGCAGCCAAACACCAUAGAUGCUGAACCUCUGCAGCAGGUGUUAUAAUUUUUUGUGUGCAGGGUUGUAGCAGGGAUGCGACAGCUGUACACACAUUUUCACAUGCCUGCUGCGUUUGCAAAGCAGUGACAUGAUGCCUGCUUGUCGCAGAUGUGUGUGAUGAAAAUGUUUCUGUGGCCUUUUGUCGUGAUGCUGCCGUGUGGAAAAGUGCAUGCGCCAUGCAUCGCAAACAGUGCCUUCCAUGAGCUGUUCAAAAGCUAACCAGUUGUCUUUUUUGCAUGUUCAGAGCUGUGUGUGUGUGUGAGCAUUUGUGUUUACGUAGCGUUGUGGUAUUUAUGUCUAUACAAAAGCUGUGGUAUGUGUUAAGUUUAUACUUAUCUGCAAGCGUACCCUGUCAGAACGUAAAGUGUCGCACGAGCAGACACCAUGUGAUGUUAAUAUUUUUUCUGCCGGGCAUUGCUAGAUGGAGAAGUCCAUGGGGGCAUUACUAGUAGUCAGAGACUGUCAGUGAAUGCACUGGUGAUAAUUCAUUAGUACUACAUGGCUGCCUUAUAAAUGUGUACGAGGUUUGGUGUUGCAAUAGUGCCUGUGCGGCAGACAAACUUCACUGCGUGGUCUUCGUUGCCACAUAAGGCACUUGCCAGUUACCCACUGACCGCAGCCCAUAGUGCCUUUGAAAAAUUAGUUUGCCUAUUAUUGAGUGCCUUUUCUUUUUUUUUGCUCAUGCUAAACAGUCUUCGAACUAUGAACAUGAUGCCCCGCGUCAUCCUCCAGCAUGGUGUUCUCUUCCAGAAUAGCUUCAAGCAUAGCCACAAGAAGGUUAAGAAGCGUGCAGUUCACAGAAGCAAGGCAGAGUUAAUGGUGAAAUGCAUAGUACGACGUGGCAUCCGAUAUGACGUGCAGCUUGCCUGAAAGACGGCCGCCACAGCUGGUGGAAAUUUGUUUGGCGUUGAUAUGACUAUCCGUACCGUGCAUUGCUGGAGGAGUCUACCAUGUGUCCCUAGUUGAUCCCAUAAUUUGCUAGCAUCCUGCUUGUAAUGCCAGUUGCAUCUUGGUGUUGAUCUCAAAAUGGCCAUUUGAAUGCCGGUAACAUCUGGAGUCAUCGGCCGUUGCCAUAUUCUUGGGAAAUAUUGAUUUCACAACAUGCAUCGAGAGGCUGCUUGCUCUAUAAAAUAAAUAAAUUUAUUUAUUUGUAUAUACUGCAGCCCUAUUUGGCUAUUGCAGGAGUGGGUAUGAAAGCAGAACAAUGACAAAUAACAAAGGUAAUAUGAACAAUACAGACGCAAUGAAACUAACUACUUAUUCAAUGGUCGCUAAAAAUAAGUUCAGAAAUAAGUUAAAUAAUAGUGUUAAAUAUAGUGAUAAAUAAUACGUUCAUAAAUGAAUCGGCUACCUUCUCCCACAAAAAUCCCACAGACAACAUAAUCCUAGGCAGCCUCUUAUUGUUUGCGUCUGUGAAAGCAAACGUGUGCCAGUGACAUUGUAAGCAAACGCUACCUUUAAAUGUUUACAAUGUGUCCCAGCUAUGGUUUUUUUUCUAAUUCUUUGCGCACAUUUAUAAAUGUGCUUUUACACCACAACAUUUCCCUCCCGUGAUCCUUUGUCAUAAAUUACGCCUACUAGAGAGCUCAAUGGUUGCUGGCUCUGACUCGGGAUGUUGUGGUAACAGUUACGGUCUUUCACUAGGGCAUUUUGCAGAGCUGGCUGCAUCUCUUUGUACAAUCAGUCUUCGAGUUACCUUUACUAUAAUGUGCAGAAAGUUUUGCAAGGGCUCACAGUUGAAUACUGACAUAUACUGCGUGCUGGUUCUGUGCAGCGGAGUAGUUGGCUGCAAGAAUUUAUGGGACAUGAGACAUUGCGAAAAAGUGCUACAAAGCCUGGACACUCGGGCUCAAAUUCAAAGUUUUGGCUUGCAUGAAGCCUUUGCAACCUACAAACGAUGCAUUAAAUUAGAAUCGCCAUUGUUUAGCACCGUAGAAAUUUGCAUUUGUCGUGAAACCCAUGUCCUGUAAAAUUUUGCACCCGACUCUACCUUACAUCGAUGCCAUGUCGACUGUCAAAAUAGGCCACCGCCUAAUUUUAGUUGCGACUAUUGCCUCUAUUUCUGUACGCCUCCGCUGUGGGAGCCCAAAACUGAAGCACUGCCUUUCUCAUGGCCAGAUUUUUCUUUCCCUGAUGUUGUGUGGACGUUCCGUGCUUUCUCUUUGCUGGUCACUUUAGUUUUGUUGGUCGCUUUCGCUAGAUAUAGCCUUUCACUCCGUGCCUCGCGCAACAGGCAGCUUCCAAGUACAUGUGAUCAUGCAUGCUCUAUGUUCCAGUGCUAACAAUACACCUCAGAAGAAUUGUGUGCCAUUUUUAGACCAAAAAGAAAAACUGGCAUUUAUAUGAAAUCGAUAAAGACUGACCUAAGCAGCAUGGCAUUAAAUUGUUGAGAACAAAAUUAAUGAAACGUUUUAUGUGCUUGAAAAAUUCCCACAUUAUGUAGGUGACAAUACCCAAAAGCUUCACUUCAUGUUUGUCUCCCCCGUAUUUUAAGAUAAUUUGAACCCAUUGGUGCCUUUAACUUGGCAUGGAAAUUUCUUUUUUAUUCCUAAGUGCACACAGGGCAACAAGCCACACUACGACUGCGACCUAUGUCGUAAAUUGCAACGAGCCACCUGUCGCAGCUUAGCGAUGUGUUGUCAACAUAUUUAUCCACAAACCUGUUUUGGGCAUGAUUUAGACCGAGUUUGGGUCUGCGUAUGUUAUUCAUGGUUCUGUUUAGAGUGUUGUUGUACUCUGCCUUGGAAAAUUCAAACGCGGACGUCUGGUCUCUUGGGCUGUGACGGGUCCACUGUUACUUUGUGCACAAAACGUUCACAAAUGUGGCCUCUUCAUGCGAAUCUAUGUUGUUACGAAUCACAGCAGUGGCUGUUGCACAAUUUGAGAGUCGACUUUUUAUGCAUAAUGUUUUUAUUUGUUUCACUUUCGGCACCAGAAAUUGCCCUAGUCACCAACAUGGUGUUGCUCUGUCACUUGCGAUGUUCAGCAAAGAAGUAUUUUUAUCAGAGUGAACGUUGAGCAUUGCACAAAAUUCAGAAAUAAAUUUUCUUUGAGAAUA
Messenger RNA from Dermacentor albipictus, 8046 nucleotides. RefSeq lists its product as uncharacterized. The record is from RefSeq and is a predicted model, not a curated record. Lineage: Eukaryota; Metazoa; Arthropoda; Arachnida; Ixodida; Ixodidae.